AUGCGCCGGCUUGCAAUUGACUUUCUUGACAGGUUCAUAGCAGUCAAAUUCUCCUGUCUCCAUUCGGCAUCCUGUUUAUACGUUCGAGCAAACCUCCGCUACUUCUCAACUUCGCGGUCUGCGCAACCGACCUACCGCAAUCAGUCGUUCCAAGUUCCAGUUGGAAACAAUGGUUAUGUAUCCCUGAAUGUAACCUAUCCCUCUAUAGCGCCUGCGGGUGGCAAACCAAAUGUGAUCAUUCGACUACCUCCGGGCCCGUUCUUUCAGCGAGAGGCAGAACAUGGUGAAAGUUCGGGUGGUCCUUAUUCAGAAACGCUGGCUCGGCCCUAUCUGAAGACAAAGAAGAAAGGCGUCUCUGCGGUCAAGAAGCAAGUCUUCUAUCGGUACCCUACACCCGUCCACGAUACCCUGGCCGGGUUCGAUUGGGUCCAGCAGAACCUCCAACCCGCGCGCCUAGGCGUCAUCGGCACACGCAUCGGGGGCUCGUUAGCGCUCAUGCUAGCCCUCACCGAAGCGCAAUCUGUUCACGCAGUCACGGCCCUAGAACCUAUCUGCGAUUGGCCCGGGCUCGACGAACACUGUCUUAUGGAAGAGCAACCAGCUCACGAGGGAAAUACCGCCAGCAAGAGAACGCGGGGUGCAGGAAGCCGAGUUCCCGCUGCACAGGAUCUCGUCCCGCUUCUUGAAGCGCGCGAGAAAUUCUUUGCCUCGCCGGAGCGCUACUUUGAUGCUUUUGCCUCGCCUGUUUUGUUUCUGCGGUCGGCGGGUAAGGAUGUCCCGAGGACGUUUCCGAAGUACCGGACUGGACCGGACUAUCCCGUUCCUGUGCUUGUGUCCAGUAAGCCAGACAGACAGCCGAUUGGUGUCUGGGAUCCCGAUACGCAAGACCAGGCAAUCCACCAGCAGGGUGACAUCUACGACUCGGAGACAGAUCUACCCUCCGAUCCAGACUCAGACACAAAGUCCAGAAAUGACCCCGCCGAUGCCAGCUUCGGCAUCCAGGGCCGCGCCAUCCGCCGCCGCAAAGCCCUCUCGCGGUGGCCCCCGUACGGUCUAGACUAUGGUUCGAGCGUCUCCCAUCGCUACCACAUCUACAAUCAAGGGAUCAAACGGCUCGAAAUGGCCCUCCCGAACGUCCGUCUCUUUGUCCGCGCCCACGAGAACGAAAACGAACAGCCUGACCCUGUCCCUGCGUCCGACGGAGAUGGGAAACGGCAGGCCCCCCGACACUCUAGAAAGACACAGCGGCGCUCAGUACUGGCGCAGCAGGCGGAUGAGAUGGUCGAUGUCAUGCGCAGGGCGUGUUUCUGGGGUCGGGAAAAGGGUUACGGAGAGAGCAGGGUCACGCUUGCGCAGGUGCCUCCUGGCUCUGGCGAGGAAGGCGCGGGGAGAUGGCUGGGUGAGACGUUGCUUUCAAAAGAUCCAGAUGCGAAUAAUUGA
This is a messenger RNA of Aspergillus fischeri NRRL 181, 1440 nucleotides long. RefSeq lists its product as uncharacterized. The coding region runs from base 1 to 1440 and encodes 479 amino acids. The transcript has 3 exons. The record is from RefSeq and is a predicted model, not a curated record. NCBI's taxonomy places the organism in Eukaryota, Fungi, Ascomycota, Eurotiomycetes, Eurotiales, Aspergillaceae.